CUAACACCAGUGAGAGGAACGUGCGGCUCUGUUGUCACGCCGUUUCAUACGCACCGGUUCGUUAUGAAUGCCACAGUUUUAUUGAAUAGCAGCAUCGGAUUUGAACACGCAUUUUUCGAGCUUACCUUUUGGCAGUAACGAGCCUCGCCUGGUCUCUGAGAUGGAGAACUUAGAGCUGAGCCUGUCAUCUCUGAGCACCAUCUCCAGGCACGUUGGCCAGAGCCCCAACCCCCUCAACCAAUACCUCUCAAAACAGAUAUGGAGUCAGAAGGACCGACAAUGUAUUCUGGAGUGUUUGGCUCAGCUUCUUUUAGAAAAGGAUUACACUUUGCUGGUGGCACGACACCUGCGGCCGCUGGUUCUGGAUCUCCUGGAGCGGAACGCUGAGAGGGUGAAAGUGGAAGGCAGGAUUAACCACGACCUUCACGAGCGGCUGUGCGUGGCCCUCAGCAAACUCCUCAGCAUCAGCCCUGACGCACCCGCGUUUGCUGCCCGGUACUUCAGCAACGCGCCCCCCGUGUUCCAGAGGCUCUUCUUCACAAGUGAAGAGGCGUCAGCCGUCCAGUAUGGCCCCAGAAGGAUGAAGCUGCGCGACCUCAUGGGCGCUGCGCUGUGUUUUCUGCAGAGUGAUUGUGCCCAAUAUCGAAUGCUGUGGGACUGGAGUCCCUGCGUGUCCCAGCUGCAGACCAGUGACGUCAUGGUCCGAGGGUUCACCGCCCAGUGCUUAGCACUCGUCUCUCACAUGACUGAUAAUCAGAAGAUCAUCUUCCUGAGGAAGGUGCUGACAAACGACGAGAUCCUUCGCAUGAAAAUUAAAGCCGUGGAGGAGAGUCAGCAGGCGGAGGCAGAGAAAGCCCUGGUGUUGGCCAAUCAGGGCUCAGUGAAGUGGCACCAGGACACGGGGAAAAGGUUCACCAGGGGCCAGGUGGUGUCGGAGGACCUGUCCCCCAACGUCGUGGCAGUUUGCGGUGUCGUACUGCCCAGAAUAGUUCCCAGACAGACCGAACAGGUGAACCCGGCAGACCUGGUGCUCGUAGGCUCCACCUGCCACAAUCUGAGGAGGCUGGCUCUGGCCGUGGCGGCCCAGAAGGCCGUGCUGCUCGAGGGCCCCAUCGGCUGUGGGAAAACCGCCCUGGUGGAGUUUCUGGCCGCCGUCACCGGACACACAAAAGCUGCAGAGCUUUUCAAGGUCCAGCUCGGGGAUCAGACCGACAGCAAGAUGCUGCUGGGGAUGUACCGCUGUACGGACGUUCCAGGGAAGUUCGUGUGGCAGCCAGGGACGCUCACACAGGCCGUCUGCAAAGGCCAGUGGAUCCUCCUGGAGGACAUUGAUCACGCUCCUUUGGAUGUGAUAUCGGUGCUGCUGCCCUUGAUGGAGAAUAAAAAGUUGAUGAUUCCAGGACGGGAGGAUUGCGUUGAUGUUGCUCCUGGAUUUCAGUUCUUUGCAACCAGAAGGAUGUACUACAGUGGGGGCAGUUGGCACAAGCCGCAGAACUCCCACGCAGCACUCCUGGACAAGUACUGGACCAAGCUGCAGAUGGGCAACAUGACACGAGAGGAGCUCAAGAAGGUGCUGGUCAGCAGGUAUCCCAGGCUGACCGUGGUGUCGGAGCGUCUGCUAGACAUCUACUGCCAGCUGACCGGGGAGAGACACUCGGACCUGGACACCAGCCGUCCCCAGGCCCCCGACGACAACCAGGGACACGAGGCCCAGGACAAAACCACCCUGCUGGAGGGGAGAGCUCUGUCCCUGAGGGACCUGCUGAAGUGGUGCACGAGGAUCAGUGUAGAAUUUGACGGCACAUCAUCAGCCACAGCACAACACGUCUUCCAAGAGGCUCUGGACUGCUUCACAGCCAUGCUGUCCUGUCCUGCCAGUCGACUGCGGCUGGCCGAGGUCAUUGGGAGCAAACUCAACAUCUCCAGAGAAAAGGCCCAGCACUUCUGCCAGAUGUACCAGCCGGGCAUCUCUCUGGCGGAGCUGCAGACCUCGGUGGGCCGGGUGACGCUCACGCGGAAACAGACGGAGGCCGUGCAUCUGAGUGUGGACACCCAAACGUUUGCUGCCACGAGACCUUCUGCUGUCCUGCUGGAGCAGCUGGCCGUCUGCGUGGCCAAGGGAGAGCCCGUGCUCCUGGUGGGAGAGACGGGGGCGGGGAAGACCUCCACCGUGCAGCACCUGGCCAGAGUUACAGGGCACAGGUUGCGGGUCGUGAACAUGAACCAGCAAAGUGACACCGCCGAUCUGCUUGGAGGAUACAAACCCGUGGACACCAAGCAGAUCCUGCUCCCGCUGCGCGAGGCCUUCGAGGACCUGUUCUCCCAGACGUACUCCAGGAAGCAGAACCUGACCUUCCUGGGCCACGUGCAGACCUGCUUCAGGGGGAAGCGCUGGCAGGACCUGCUCAAGCUCAUGGACCACGUCUGCAAGUCUGCUCUCACCAAGGAGCUGCAGGAGAAAUCCAAUGUGGUGUUGCUGCGGGAGCAGUGGGAGGUGCUGGCUCUGAAGCUGAGUCAAACCCAGCAGCAGAUCCAGGCCUGUGAGACGGCCAUGCUGUUUGCUUUUGUGGAAGGGACUCUGGCUCAGGCGGUGAAGAAGGGCCACUGGAUCCUGCUGGACGAGAUCAACCUGGCGGCAGCCGAGACCCUGGAGUGUCUGAGUGGACUCCUGGAAGGAAGUGGAGGAUCUCUGGUGCUGCUGGAUCGUGGGGACACUGAGCCCCUGGUCCGGCACCCUGACUUCCGUCUCUUUGCUUGCAUGAAUCCAGCCACGGAUGUCGGGAAGAGGAACCUUCCUCUGGGUCUCAGGAACAGGUUUACUGAGCUGUACGUGGACGAGCUGGAGAACGAGGGAGACCUGAGGAUCCUCGUCUCAGACUACCUCAAGUGCUUGAAUCCUCACAGAAAUAUCAUCUCUGGAAUUAUAAGCUUUUACCUGGCGGUGCGUAAGGCCGCCAGCUCCCAGCUGGUGGACGGGACGGGCCACCGGCCCCACUACAGCCUCCGGACUCUGUGCCGGGCUCUGAAAUACGUGGCAUCAAACCCCUGUCACAGCGUGCAGCGCUCGCUCUACGAGGGCUUCUGCCUGAGCUUCUUGACCCAGCUGGACAGGAGCUCUCACCCUCUGGUCCAGAAACUGGUGUGUCAGCACAUCCUGAUGGGAAACACCAAGUGUCUCAAACAGCCCAUCCCGGCCCCGUCCAGCCGGGCCUGUGUGCAGCUGGAGGGCUACUGGGUCCCCCAGGGGGAGAUGGAGCCAGCCCUGGACCCCACAUACAUCCUCACCAGCUCCGUCAAGCUCAACCUCCGAGACCUCACCAGGGUGGCCUCUGCAGGGACUCACCCGGUGCUGAUCCAGGGGGAGACGUCGGUGGGGAAAACCAGCCUGAUCCGCUGGCUGGCGGCGGCCACGGGGAACCAGUGCAUGAGGAUCAACAACCACGAGCACACGGACAUCCAGGAGUACAUCGGCUGCUACUCCUCAGACCAGCGGGGCAAGCUGGUGUUCAGAGAGGGAGUUCUGAUCGAUGCCAUGAGGAAAGGCUACUGGAUCAUCCUGGACGAGCUGAACCUGGCCCCCACCGACGUGCUGGAGGCUCUCAACAGAUUGUUGGAUGACAAUCGGGAGCUUUUUGUGGCCGAGACGCAGGAAGUGAUCAAGGCUCACCCCAGAUUCAUGCUGUUUGCAACCCAGAACCCCCCUGGACUCUACGGGGGCAGAAAGGUUCUGUCCAGGGCCUUCAGGAACCGCUUCGUGGAGCUGCACUUCGACGAGCUGCCCAGCGCGGAGCUGGAGACCAUCCUGCACCAGCGCUGCAGCCUGCCCCCGUCCUACUGCUCCAAGCUGGUCAGAGUCAUGCAGGACCUGCAGUCACUACGUAAAGGAUCUUCUGUGUUUGCGGGGAAACACGGCUUCAUCACACUGAGAGACCUGUUCCGCUGGGCGGACCGCUACCGGCUGGAGGAGCAGGCUGAAACAUCUCGGGACUGGCUGCAGCAUCUAGCAGACGAUGGGUACAUGCUGCUGGCAGGACGAGUGAGGAAGCCUGAGGAGGAGGCCGUCAUCCUGUCCACCCUGCAGAGACACUUCAAGAGGACCGUGAGGCCGGAGAGCCUGUUCUCUAAGAAACAACUCACCAGCCAGUUCAGUCCCCACGUGGACAGCAUCGCCGGGGUGCCGGAGGAGUUCAGGCACGUGGUGUGGACGCAGGGCAUGACCCGGCUGGCCGUGCUGGUGGGACGGGCGCUGCGGUUCGGGGAGUCGGUCCUGCUGGUCGGAGACACGGGAUGUGGAAAGACCACCAUCUGCCAGCUGUUUGCUGCCCUGUGUGGCCAGAGAUUCUUCUCCGUCAACUGUCACCUGCACACGGAGACGUCCGACUUCCUGGGGGGGCUGCGCCCCGUUAGACACGCUCAGCAGACGGACGGGGAUGACGGCCGGCUGUUCCAGUGGCACGACGGCCCCCUGGUGCUGGCCAUGAAGGAGGGGGGAGUGUUCCUCAUGGACGAGAUCUCCCUGGCAGACGACUCGGUGCUGGAGAGACUCAACAGUGUUCUGGAGACGGAACAGUCCCUGGUGCUGGCGGAGAAGGGGAGCGGAGACGACGACGACGUGGAGCUGAUCAAAGCCGCCGCAGGCUUCCGCCUGGUGGCCACCAUGAACCCCGGAGGAGACUUUGGAAAGAAGGAGCUCUCUCCCGCCCUCAGGAACCGCUUCACAGAGAUCUGGUGUCCCCAGAGCAACAGCCGCAGCGACCUGCUGCAGGUCAUCCAGCACAACCUGCGCUCAGGCCUCUCCCUCGAUGGCGGCGACAUCGCGGAGCUGAUGCUGGACUUCGUGGAGUGGCUGACCCAGCAGGACUUCGGCCGGCGCUGCAUCCUGAGCGUCAGGGACAUCCUGUCGUGGGUCAGCUUCCUGAACGUGGUGUGUGAGCGGGACGAGGACGGGUUCAUGACCAUGGGGGGGCCGGAGGACGAGGAGGAGGAGUGGAACCUCAGACUGGACACCGUCACCGCCUUCAUCCACGCUGCCUGUCUGGUCUACGUGGACGGGAUCGGCUCAGGAACCACAGCGUCGUGUGCAGACACUGCUCUCCUGGCUCGGCGGAUGUGCCUGGGCUUCCUGCAGCAGAGUCUGAGUAAAAUGACCAAACUGGACCAGGAGAUGCUGGACGCCCUCAGAGUGUAUGAUAGCAGGAUGCCGCGUGAACCUCAGUGGGGGGACGACUUCUUUGGCAUCGACCCCUUCUACAUCGCCCUGGGGCCGGUGACUGCGAGCCGCAGCCUGUCGGACUACGCCAUGGCAGCGGGCACCACGGCGGUGAACGCCCAGCGGCUGCUGCGGGCCCUGAAGCUGCAGAGGCCGGUGCUGCUGGAGGGCUCCCCCGGGGUGGGGAAGACCAGCCUGGUGGCCGCGCUGGCCAAGGCCUCGGGGAACCACCUGGUCAGGAUCAACCUGUCGGAGCAGACGGAUGUGACGGACCUGUUUGGGACAGACCUCCCCGUGGAGGGAGGGAAGGGAGGAGAGUUUGCGUGGCGGGACGGCCCCCUGCUGGCUGCUUUCAAGGCCGGACACUGGGUGGUCCUGGACGAGCUGAACCUGGCCUCCCAGUCGGUGCUGGAGGGUUUGAACGCCUGCUUCGAUCACAGAGCAGAGCUCUACAUCCCUGAGCUGGGCAUGAGCUUCCAGGUCCAGCAUGAGAAGACCAAGAUCUUUGGCUGCCAGAACCCGUUUACUCAGGGCGGGGGGAGGAAGGGAUUACCCAAGUCCUUCCUCAACCGCUUCACUCAGGUUUUCGUGGACCAGCUCACCAGCAAAGACAUGGAGUUCAUCGGAGAUUCUAUUUUUCCAAAUAUUGAUAAGGAAAUCAUUGCCAAAAUGGUGGAGUUCAGUAACAGGCUGGUGCAGGAGGUGUGUGUGGAGAGGCAGUGGGGGCAGAGAGGAAGCCCCUGGGAGUUCAACCUGCGCGACAUGUUCCGCUGGUGCCAGCUCAUGCAGAGCGACCAGUCCCCGGGGUUCUUCAACCCGGGCCAGCACGUGGUGGUGCUGUACGCCGACAGGAUGAGGAGCGAGGCCGAUAAGGCGCAGGUGCUGCUGUUGUUCAGGAAGGUGUUUGGAGAAGACUUUGAGCCGUACUUGGGCUCCAGAGAGUUUCACAUCACUCCUCUCAACGUGCAGGUGGGCUUCUCCGUGCUGCACCGCGGCGGGGGAGCCCCGGUGGCCCUGGACCCCCCCCUGUCCGUCACCCACCAGGCCCUGCGGCCCCUGGAGUCCCUGAUGAAGUGUGUGGAGAUGGGCUGGAUGAGCAUCCUGGUGGGGCCCACGGGGAGCGGGAAGACCAGCCUGGUGAGACUGCUGGCUCUGCUGACAGGACACCGGCUCCGGGUUAUGGCCAUGAACAGCGCCAUGGACACCACGGAGCUGCUGGGAGGCUUCGAGCAGGUUGACAUCAUGAGACCGUGGCAGCAGGUGCUGGAGAGCGUGGACUACAUGGUUGCCAUGGUAACCCGGCGGGGGCUGAUGUCGCUGGACGUCGGCCUGCAGGACACGGAGUUCCUGCUGCACACGUGGGGCCUGUUCUGCCAGUGGCUGAAGGAGAAAGGCCUGCAGGGAUCAGGGGGGAGCGUGGGCUCGGAGGCCCUGAACAGGCUGGAGGUCAUCAUCCUGCUGCUGCAGAAGCUCAACACCAAGCUCAAAGUGCUCACCGACAUGUCCAAGCUCCAGAAGGACUUUACCCUGCUGAAGGAGCGUCUGGCUCAGCUGGAGGACGGCUGGACCAACGGGGGCUUCGAGUGGCUGGACGGCAUGCUGGUCCAAGCCCUGCAGGCCGGGGACUGGCUGCUCAUGGACAACGUCAACUUCUGCAGCGCUUCCGUCCUGGAUCGCCUCAACGCUCUGCUUGAGCCCAACGGAUCCCUCACCAUCAACGAGCGGGGUGUCAUAGACGGAAAAACCCCCCAGAUCACCCCACACCCUAACUUCAGGUUGUUCCUGACCAUGGAUCCCGUGCACGGGGAGCUGUCCAGAGCCAUGAGGAACAGAGGAGUGGAGAUCUACAUCCCCGGGGAACAUGACGGGGUGUGGGACUCGCUGGACCUGAAGACCCUGCUCCACACGGCCGGGGUGACGGGGGACUGUGUGUGUAAACUGCUGAUCCAAAUCCAUAAAGGCAUCAAAGCUGCCAUCUGGGAUUCCCCGGCCUCCUCGGUGGCUUCCCUCCUCCACGCUGCCACCCUGCUGUCCUGCCAGCUCCAGAGGGGGGUGGAUCUACCCAGUGCCCUGCAGCACGCCUGCGGAGAGGCCUACUCUUCCUGCCAGAGAUCCACGGCCAGCCAGAAGCAAGCUCAGCAGGUCAUCGAGCAGCACCUGGCGGUCCUGGAUACGGAGGACUGGGGCAACGGACUGCUGUGUGCCGGAGUCUGGCCCGACGGCCUGCCCUCCGCCCUCUUCUGCACCGAGGACUCCUGCUUCUCCUCCGUCCUCCGGGACGGACAGGUCCUGCUGUUCUGUCUCAACACCCUCAGCCUGCAGGGAACACGGAGUCGUCCCCUGAGCCUGACCGACCUGCGGCGGGCCAUGCAGAGCAGCGCGGCCCACGACGGCCCGGCGUUCUCCGGAGGGGUGGUGGAUCUGGAGGACGGAGACGCCCUGAGACUCAUCCCCACGGCAGUGAAGCUGGUGACGGAGAGGGCUUCACACGGAGACUGGGUCCUGCGCAGCAGCUGGCUGUCCCACCUGGGGAAGAGCUACAAACACGCCCCAGAUUCAGCGCUGGUCCAGGUGGAAGCAGGAAACCGAGCUCUGAAGGCAGCGCUGAGCAGCAAGCUGGCUACCAAGGGCAGGUCUCUGGCCGGCCUGCUCCAGCCCCACAGCAUCGAUGAAUACAGGAUUUUGGUGGACAUGCGCUGGAACAAGCAGUACUUGGAUAUUUUAGCCAACAAGUGCAACUUUGAGGAUGAAGAAAGAUACAUGGAGUUCCUGGAGGCUCUGAAUGCAGUCGCUAACAGGAUUGCGUUGGUGAUGGACAGAGAGGCGAGGUCUGUGAUCUGCAGUUCUGCCAGUAACCUGUCUGCCCCCAGCUGUGCCCUGAGAGUCGCUACCGCCUUCAGUAAAGGGACGGUGGACAUCGGCCAGCUGCCUCAUCCCGUCCUCAUGCACCUCCGGACCUUCCUCGACCUGUGGGACUCCUUCAUCCUCCGGGCCGUGCAGAGUGGACAGCCCCACAUCUCCGAUCACAUCAUGUUUGAGAUCCUGCAGCUGCUGCAGUGGCUGGACCGUUUCUGGGCCGUGUGUGGCGCGGUUCCUCCUGAUGCCCCGGGCGUGUCGGUGCUGUCGCUGCACUGGCAGUGGGUGCAGAAGCACCUCAUCUCCCGCCUCCCCCAGCUGCUGCUAGGAGAGACAAAUACAACGUUUGAAGGUCACCAGGAGUUGGAGGCGGUGUCAGCAGCCAUGCAGACGGUUCUGUCCACACCCGUGUCUGUGGCCUCGGCUCUCAAGGGCAUCCAGAAAACCCUGGGGAAAGCUCUGCCCUUCAAGCUGGAGACGGUGGCCGAGUGUGCGUCCCGCCUCAAGCUCUUGAGCACAGCUCUGGACGCCAGCGACCUGCGGCUGGAUCACUCUCUGGAUCCCUGGAAGCAGGAGCUGGUUAGAAUCCGGGGUGCCGCCCUUGAGCUGGACAUCAAAGAAAGCCUGUUAGAAGCGAUGGGGCUCGUGCUGUUGGCCAACAACCAGCUGGACCCGCAGAAAUCUGGAGUGUUGGAGAAGUUGGUGUCCAGUGUGGAGCAGCAGCACCGUCACAUGACCUCCAAAGGGCUGCUGCAGGCCUGUCCCCCGUCAGAGGGGGACGAGCCGCCCAGAGCCCUCAUGUCCAGAGAGGAGCUGCUGCAGCUGGGUCACCGGGCCCAGCUCUGGCCCCUGAUGGAGAAGCUGGCCGUGCUCAACCAGCUGAGACUCAGCACAGACCUGCUGUACCUGGCUCUCUCUCCGGGGGACCAGGAGUCUGAGAACGUCCUACGUCGGGAGCUGUCCAGACACCUGCGUUACUGCCUGCAGUCCACCCCCAUGAACGUUGGCCUGCUGCAGUGUCUGUGGUUCCUGCUCAGCAGUGACCGGCUGGCUGAGGAGCUGCAGCUGGUGUGGUGUGAGCUGCUGUCGGAGGCUCUGGCUGCUCUCUGGACCUGCGGCGUGACCUCCGACCCUGAGCGCUGGCUGAGAUGGGACCCCGUUAGUGGAGAGACCCGGGAACAUCUAACAGUCCCUCAUGGAGGAAAUACCAUGGGUCCAGCUCUCCUGAGUAAAGCGGUGUGGUCCCGGUGCAUGCUGGGAGUUCUGAGCAGCAGUGCUGCUGCUGCUGGAUGGGAGCCGGCCGGGGUGGCCCUGCUCUCCCUGUCCCAGGUGCGGCUGGGCGGGUGGAGGGAGCGGCUGCAGCAGCUGCAGGAACUCUCUGCCGUGCUGUGGGACAACAUGGCCCUCCCCGCUCUGGCCGACUUCAGGCGUACAGACUUCCGUCUGCAGGGAGCGGUGCUGCGGCGGCAGCUGCAGAGCAUGACCGACCUGCUGCCCCCCGGCCUGCAGGAGGGCUACAUGGAGAGCUGCGAGAGCCUGGUGGAGGACGCAGACCCUCGCAUCGCCGCUCAGGAGAUCCAGACCGUCUUCAGAGACUUCCUGCCCCCCCACCUGCUCCCCGAGGGCCUGCUGGGAGCCUGCACCGCCGGCCUGCAGCAGUACGUGCAGAGCAAGCUGCAGGGCUCCGGCCCCCCGGCCCCCUCGGGGGUGUUCUGGGUGAACAUGGGCCUGGUGCAGAUCAGGACCUGGACCCCACAGACCAUCUUUGACCCCGCUGUGAAGAGGGCCUACAAACUCAGCUAUGCUCAGCAGGAGCUGGCUCUUCUGCAGGAGGAAUGGCGAGCGCGGAGCCUGUCGUCUCAGCUGACGACCGGGUCAGAGCUGGAGGAGAGCAGCACCACCGACGGCUUCCAGCACCCUCGGAUCAGGUACGUGUGGAUCCGUGAGCGGCAGCUGCAGCAGCAGAUCUCAGAGCUGUCCAGGAAGCAGGCCCACCGGCCCCAGCAGGCCGGCUACGGCCGGCUCUUCCAGGACCUGCAGCACUACCUGGGCAGCGUGGGCCAGGCGUCGGCCGUGCAGGAGCUGCAGGCCCGGCUGCAGCAGGCCCUGCAGGCCCCCCGGGGCCUCCAGGGCUCCUCCAGACCCCCGGCAGCCGUCCGGGCGCUGCUGAAGGAGGAGGCCGUGUGGCAGAACUCCCAGCAGCGCUUCUGCCUCAAGCUGGUGGAGGACUACCCGCUGUACCCGGACGUGGUGGGCCCCAUCCGCACCGGCAUCCUGCAGCUGCGCUACGGCAUGAGGCUGCUGGCCUCCCAGGUGUCUGCCGCCCUCACCCCCGUCCCCGGCCUGCCCCGGCUGGUGGGCUGCCUGCUGGCCUUCCCCUCGGUGUCGCCCGCCUCCCCCUCCCACCUGGCCCAGGCCGACUUCCUCUGCUCCAGCGCCUGCAUGGAGGUUCUGGGCAGCCUGGCCAAGCUGCUGCCCCCGCAGGACCCGGGUCACGUGAUCCCCCCGUCCUCCACGCUGCUGCUCAACGCUCUGCUGUACCUGCAGUGCCACGUCCUGUCCACGGGCCGCUUCAGCCCGGAGUCCUGCAGCCUCUUCAGGCACAUCUGCCAGGCUCUGGUGAACGACUGGGAUGAGCAGGAGAAACGGAAGAGGGAACAGGAGCAGAUGGAGGCCAGUCUGUACCGCAGCCGCAGCCAGCUGCACGGCUCGGGCCUGACCGAAGCCGAGCAGGAGGAGGAGGAGUUCAGACGCCAGUUCCCUCACUUCAGCAAGGACUUUGCAGAUAUAAUGUCCCAGCCCAGUCUGGAGGGUCCUGACCCCGGGCCGGAGGAGGAGGAGGAGGACCAGGGCCAGCAGGAAGCUGCUGGUCAGGGGACUCUGUCCUGGUGUGCCAUGAACACGCUGACCCAGGUGCACCAGAGCUUGUGUCUGGGAUACGCUGGGUCUCUCUGGUACCAGAGUUCGGCCCCUGCCCAGCGUAGUACAGAGCACAUCAGAGCCCUGGUGUCCUCCUAUCAGAUUGCUUCCCCCGUGAUGUCGCGCUUCUAUCAUCUGAUCGAUUCAGAGAUGGACCAGCAGCUGACAGGGAGCGGGCUCCUGCUCUCCACCCUCCUCCAGAACACGGUGCAGGGCUCGGGAGGUCCGGACGGUCUGUCCGUCACCUCGGAAGGGCCGUCUGACUUUUACCAGCACCCCAACAUGAGCGAGGCGCGGCUCUGCCUGCCUGUGCUGGAGCGGCUGAGCGCGGCGGUGAAGCAGAGGCUGCAGGACUGGCCCGAGCAUCCCGCCCUCCUGCAGCUGCUGGUGGUGAUGGAGAGGAUCUCCACCUUCAGCCUGGCCAGCCCACUGGCCAAGUUCCUCAACGGUCUGGAGAUCGUUCUCUGCAAAGCUCAGGACUGGGAGAACAACGCCAGCCGCUCCGUGUCUCUGCGGAAGGACCUGGAACCCGUCACGCAGCUCAUCAUCCAGUGGCGCAAGCUGGAGCUGAGCUGCUGGUCCAACAGUCUGGACAACGCCCUGAAGCGCCACACGGAGAAGUCGACCAAGCACUGGUUCUCCCUGUACCAGCUGGUGGAGCGGUAUCUGCAGGAGCAGAGCGGGGAAGCUGCUGCAGGUGAGGAGGUGGAGCUGCUGUCUCUGUCCUCCGUGUCCUCCACCCUGCAGGCCUUCGUGGAGGGCUCCAGCCUGGGCCAGUUCCACACCCGUCUGCGGAUGCUGCUGGCCUUCCACUGCCACCUGCUGCUGGUGCCGGGCCGGCCCGGACAAGAGUCUCUGUCCAGCCUGCUGUGGAACCUUCACAAGUACUACAGCCAGUUCUCUGAAGCCGUCCAGACUAAAGUCAGUCAGCUCAGGCAGCCCAUCGAGAAGGAGCUGAAGGACUUUGUCAAGAUCUCCAAAUGGAACGACGUCAGUUUCUGGUCCAUCAAGCAGUCGGUGGAGAAGACCCACCGCACUCUCUUCAAGUUCGUCAAGAAGUUUGAGGAGGCUCUGAAUGGUCCCAGCGUGACUGCUCUGGUAGAGCAAGGAAGCAGCGCAGGUUUGGACGGCGUGGACCUGGACCCCAAGGAGACUCCGGUUCAUCGGGUCCAUCGCGUGCUGAAGGACACGCUGCCCGGGAAGGGCAGAGAUCUACAAGUUCAGAGUGAGGAGCCGGGAGACGGCGCUGAAGCAGCAGCAGCGUCUCUGCAGGCCCGUCUGCCGGUCCUGUCCAGGAGGAUGAAGAAGAUGUGCUGCCAGCUGCUGAAGAAAGACCCGCUGCCCGAGCUGGUGGAGGACCUGGACUGCUUCACAGGUGAAAUUAUCAGCAACCUGCAGGAGCUGCAGACUCUCACCAUAGACACCACAGCAGAUAAAGACAAGCAGAAGACGGAGGUGAAGCACAUCCUGCAGCAGAAGCAGAGAGCGCUGUCUGACCUGUUCAAGAUGCUCUCUGAGAUCGGCCUGUCGUACCGGAAAGGCCUGACGUGGAACAGGAUAGCUGACCCGGUGAAGACUCUCUGUAUGCCGCCGCUGGAGAUGCUGCCGGCUCUGUCUGCUGCGGGGAACCAGGACCCAGCGGAGAAAACGUUAUUUACGGAGUUAUUGACGGCAUGGGACGGAUGUCAGAAGUAUUUCUACCGCUCGUGGGCCAGGAGGACGGCCCUGAAGACGGCCCUGCAGAACGCUGCCAAGGAGCUGGGUGUGGGGAACAUUGACCGCUGCAGAGGUUUUGCAGCUCACCUGUUCAAGCUGCUCCUCCGGCAGAGGCGCCGGCUGGCCGCGCUCACCGAGCACUGGAUCUCCCUCAGGAGGCUAACGAGCAACGUCCUGGACGUGAAAGAGCACGUGCAGAGCAGCGGCGAGGGCCCGGGCUGCACGCUGCCCCCUCAGCAGUCCCUGCAGGACUGGGUGAGCCGAGGCCACGCCCUGGCCGGCCAGUGUGCCGCCCUGCUGCAGCAGCUGGCCUGGCUGCUGCAGUGCUGCCCUGAAGCCCCCCAGCAGACGGAGCAGGACGGCAGCUGCAGCCAGCACACCCUGAGGUGCCCGUCCCCCCUGCCGGCCCAGCGCCAGCCUCCCGGCUGUGCCAUGAGGAGGGGAGACGCGGCGUGGAGCCGGCUGCACCAGGCCGUCGCUCAGACGCUGCAGCAGACCCGGAGCCUGAAGGAGGAGCUGGGAUCCAUGAGCCAGCAGGACAAUCGCAGAGUCCUCCACACAUGGAGUGAUUUCAGCACGUGCUCUUCAGCGCUGGAGCGGCUGGGAGCCGUGGCGGCUCAGAUGCCCUGGAUGGAGCAGCUGUUCACGGCCACGGUGUGUGCGGGCAGCGCCGACAGCCAGCCCACUGUUCCACAGAGCCUGCGCUACGUCCGGACACAGGUGGAGCCUUGUAUCACGGAGUUCACCGCCUGGAAGACCCAGCUGCUCUCCCUGGGACCCCCGCACACAGAUGACCAGUCAGCUUUCCGUACGGGGUUUUCUGCCGACCUGGAGGCCAGCAUCAACACGGUCCUGUGUGCCGUCCAGACUCUCGUGAAAAGAAGGGAGAAGGAGCAGCAGGGAGAUGAGAGGACAGACGGUGCUGGUGAGGAGAACGACCUGCUGAAGCCGGGCCACCUCACCAGACUCCUGCAGGAGGACAUUGAGGCCACGGUGGUGUCUCUGUCUGUGGAGGGCGUUGGGUCGGGGCUGGGGGGGCUGCUGACCCGUCUGAGGACACACAGAGACUCCUGCCAGCCCCCACAGCUUCAGGACAUCAACUGGGCGUGCAGGAUGCUGGUGCGUCUGGGACCUCUGCUGGAGCUUUACUCCGACCUGGUCCGGUACCAGCUGGCCGUGUCACUCGGAGCACACAGGACCACGGGGAAACUGCUGUCUGUCCUGGCCAGCAUCUUCACCGAGCUGGCACAGAAGGGCUUCUGCCUGCCCCAGGAGCUGAUGGCCGGGGGAGACGGAGAAGGGGCCACGGAGUUCCACGACUACGAAGGUGGAGGUAUCGGAGAGGGUGACGGCACCAAAGACGUCAGUGACAAGAUUGAGAAUGAAGAUCAGGUGGAGGAUACUUUCCAGGAAGGUCAGGAAAAGGAAGAGCAGCAGGAUAAAGAAAAGAUCAAAUCCGAAGACAACGCCAUUGAAAUGUCUGAAGACUUUGACGGUCAGAUGCACGACGGCGAUGAGAACGAACCAGGUGAAGAGGAAUCGGAUAAAGAGGAUGAAGAGGAACUGGACAAGAAGAUGGGAGACCUGGGAGAAGGUCAGACAGACACUCUGGAUGAGAGGAUGUGGGGGGAUGAUGAAGAGGAUGAGGAGGAGGAAGGAAGCACCAAGGAGGAGGAGUCUGGACAGGGCAUGGAUCAGAGUGAAUCACAGCUGGUGGCCAAAGAUGACAACCUGGAUGCAGCAGACCCCAACAAAGAGAAGAAACACCAGGACCGAGAUGAGGAAAUGUGUGACGAGGAGGAAGAGAAGAUCCAUGAACAAGGCGAUGAGAGGGAGUUCGAUGAGAACGAGGUGGACCCCUACCACGGUCAGCAGGAUAAGAGACCCGAGCCCGAGGCCAUGGAUCUGCCCGAGGACCUGAACCUGGACCAGCAGGCCGAGGCCGGAGACGAGGGGGAGGAGGAGGAGGGCGAUGAGGAGAAUCCACUCAACAUUGAUGAGCAAGCUAUGGAGCAGGAGGUGAAGGAGCAGGAGGGGAAGGAUGGAGGGGAGGAGGAGCAGGGGGAGCAGGAGAAGGAGGAGGAGGAGCGGCCCGGUGAAGAUCAGGAGCCCAGAACUGAAGAGAAGGAGGAGGAGGCGGAGAAGAACCAGGGCUCAGAGGAGCCAGCAGACCCCCAGGAAGAAAAGGAGGACGAAAAGGACAGAGGAGAGGAAACGGGAAGAGAGGAGGAUGUUCCUGUACCGAAUGACAGAGGAGAGAAACCACAGGAGGAGCAGGGGGAGAAUGAGGAGCAGCCCGACGCGGCUGAGAGGAAGGAGCACGCCACCGACGGCCAGACGGGAGAGGAGAACGUUCAGAGCGACACGGCCGUGGAGCUGGCGGGCGACGCGUCGGAGAGAGACCAGGCCAAAGAGGAGCACGGCAGCGGAGCCGCUGACGCCAGCCAAUCAGAGGGCCACCAGUCCCAGCUUACAGCACGCAUGGCUGCACACACACAAGCUCAGAGCAAGACCCAGAGCUUCAAGAGGAAGCCCGGGCAGGCGGACAACGAGCGCUCCACGGGCGACUACAACGAGCGCAUUAACAAGCGCCUGCGCACGGUGGAGAGCAGCGAGGAUCGCAGCGAGGAACAGCAGAGCGGCGCCAAGCAGGAGUCUGAUCUGUACGAGCACAUCAAGCAGGGAGAGGCGGCCUACGACACUCAGACCUACGAUGUUGCCAAUCAAGACCAGCAGAAAGCAGCAGAGCCCCAGAAAGACCAGAGCGAAGAGCAGAGUGAUGAUGUUGCCAUGGAGACGGAGGAGCAGGAGGAAGAGCUCCAUGCUGCCGAGAUCCAGGAGCUGAAACCUGAGCAGUUGGACUCUAACAAAAGCUCAAAGAAAGGUGUGGAUAGUGGAGAACUGGAUGUGCAGAUGCAGGGAGAGGAGGAAGAGGAAGACGAGAGGCGGAAGGACCAACAACAAUCCAGAGAAGACAACCGAGCAGAGAGAAGCACAGAAUCCACAAUUCACACGGUUCCAGAGCUGCUGCAAGAUGCCCUGCAGAAAGAGGAGAGAGACCCGGAGGAGAUGAGGAGAGAGAUGGAGCUCCAGCUGGAGGCCUUUCAUAAACUGGCUCCAGGCACUCAGGAGGAGGAGAGCGCGGCGGCGUCCAUGUGGCACCAGUACCAGGCUCUGGGCGGGCCUCUCUCCCAGCAGCUGUGUGAGCAGCUGCGCCUCAUCCUGGAGCCCACGCAGGCCGCCAAGCUCAGAGGCGACUACCGCACAGGGAAGCGUCUGAACAUGAGGAAAGUCAUCCCGUACAUCGCCAGUCAGUUCCGGAAGGAUAAGAUCUGGCUGAGGAGGACCAAGCCCAGCAAGAGGAACUACCAGAUCUGCCUGGCCGUGGACGACUCGUCCAGCAUGGUGGACAACCACUCCAAGCAGCUGGCGUUCGAGUCCCUGUCUGUGAUCGUCAGCGCGCUCACGCUGCUGGAGGUGGGACAGGUGUCCGUGUGCAGCUUCGGGGAGCAGGUGCAGCUGCUUCAUCCCUUCCAGCAUCAGUUCAACGAGCAGUCCGGCGCUCGCAUCCUGCGGCUCUGCCAGUUCCAGCAGAAGAAGACCCGGAUCGCCCAGUUUUUGGAGACCUCGACGAAAAUGUUUGUCUCUGCACGUCAGCAGAUUCCUGGCUCUGCGAAUGCAGAGACGGCGCAGCUGCUGGUCAUCGUGUCUGACGGCCGGGGCCUCUUCCUGGAGGGGAAGGAGCGCGUGAUGGCGGCCGUGCGGGCGGCACGGGCAGCCAACGUCUUUGUGAUCUUUGUCGUCCUGGACAACCCCAACUCACGGGACUCCAUCCUGGACAUCAAGGUGCCCGUGUUCAAGGGGCCGGGGGAGCUGCCGGAGAUCCGCUCCUACAUGGACGAGUUCCCCUUCCCCUUCUACGUCAUCCUGCGAGACGUCAACGCCCUGCCCGAGACCCUGAGCGACGCACUCCGCCAGUGGUUCGAACUGGUCACUGCAGCCGACCAGUAAACCCAGGAGAUGUUUCUCUGCAAGGGAAGGGAUGGAAUGGAUCCCCUAAAUAUCAGCCGCAUCUGGAGAAAAGAUUGACUCGCCAUGUACAUGUGCCUUCCAUUCGUUGUUUUUACUGUAGAUUUGAGCUGUUUCAUAGAAGUCUCAAGUGUUUGGUUUUUAUCAUGGGACUUCAGUUUCUUUUAUAAUGUGAACUUGCAUGUCUGAGAUGAAAUAAAGAAGUGAUAUCUGUAUGUGUGACGUAUCAAUAAAUACCUCUGUGCCCCGUGCAGCAGCUCUGGUUUCAUCUGUGCAGAUGUUCCCGUCAAACAGCAGGAUUCUUCCUCCAUGUUUGGAGCUGCAGGGCUCAACUCUUCCCAGUCUGGACUCAGUCCUAGCGUCAGAGUUGGGAAGAAUUACUCCCAGCUAUUUAGAAGUGUCCCUAGAGCAGUAUUGCAUCACAUAUUUGGAUCUAAUGCACUUUGAAGCACAGCAAAGUCCAUGUUUUUAUGGCUUAAAGAUACGAUUUCUGUGCCACUAGCUCAUCACUGUGUCCGUUAGGAGAGUGUGCUGAUGUGGAUCAAAUGGGAUUAUUUUAUAACGUGUUUUAUUGUAUCCAUGUGUAAUAAAUGGUUUAGAAGGCAGCGCUGUAAUAACGAGUCAUGA
This is a messenger RNA of Cololabis saira (Pacific saury), 17356 nucleotides long. It is a transcript of the gene mdn1, whose product is annotated as midasin AAA ATPase 1. Gene Ontology annotation, biological process: ribosomal large subunit assembly; rRNA processing. The transcript is spliced from 102 exons. Gene Ontology annotation, molecular function: ATP hydrolysis activity; ATP binding. Gene Ontology annotation, cellular component: nucleus; preribosome, large subunit precursor. NCBI's taxonomy places the organism in Eukaryota, Metazoa, Chordata, Actinopteri, Beloniformes, Belonidae. Bases 161 to 16711 code for a protein of 5516 amino acids. The record is from RefSeq and is a predicted model, not a curated record.